CAAGACUUGUUUUCUUCCUUCCAUUCCACUCAAACCCUUUCAUUUCUUUCGGUCAAAAAUCCAAAACCAAAUGGCCGAUCAGAUUGCAAAGGCUGAAGAUUUCGAACGCAAAGCGGAGAAGAAGCUCAGCGGUUGGGGCCUCUUCAGCUCCAAAUACGAAGACGCCGCCGAACUCUUCGAUAAAGCCGCCAAUUCUUACAAGCUCGCCAAAUCCUUUAACAAAGCUGGGGAAACAUAUGUGAAGUUGGCAAACUGUCACUUGAAGACUGAAAGCAAACAUGAAGCUGCCACAGCUUAUGUUGAUGCCGCGCAUUGCUACAAGAAAACAUCUUUUGAUGAGGCCAUUUCUUGCCUAGAGCAGGGUGUAAAUUUGCUAUGUGAUAUUGGAAGGCUGAAUAUGGCUGCAAGAUACUAUAAGGAAAUUGCCGAGUUAUAUGAAGAGCAACAAAAGACUGAGAAGGCUAUUGACUUCUAUGAAAGAGCAGCUGACUUUUUCCAAAAUGAAGAAGUUACGACUUCUGCCAACCAGUGCAAGCAGAAAGUUGCUCAUCAUGCUGCUCUGAUUGAACAAUAUCCCAAGUCUAUUCAAAUAUAUGAGGAAAUUGCACGUCACUCACUCAACAACAACUUGCUGAAGUAUGGGGUCAAAGGACAUCUCCUUAAUGCUGGCAUAUGCCAACUCUGCAAAGGAGAUCCUGUUGCAAUCGGCAAUGCAUUAGAGAAAUACGAGGAACUGGAUCCAACUUUCUCAGGAACAAGGGAGUAUAGAUUUUUAAAGGAUAUUGCUGCUGCACUUGACGAAGAAGAUGUUGCUAAGUUCACUGAUGUGGUGAAAGAAUUUGACAGCAUGACCCCACUGGAUUCUUGGAAGACCACGCUACUGCUGAGAGUGAAGGAGAAGCUGAAAGCCAAGGAGUUGGAGGAAGAUGAUCUGACCUAAACUAAUAGUAGUACAAGAUGUUGUGUGGUCCUGUUAUUGGGUUUCGAAGAUUCGAUUUCAUUGCACUGGAUUUGUAAUUUAAUUGCAUUUCUUUUGACGAUGUGUAUUACUGUAGUAAGUUUGGUAUCUAAUCAGAGUGGGUGUGCACUUAUAUUGA
Molecule: messenger RNA, 1097 nt
Organism: Argentina anserina (silverweed cinquefoil)
Lineage: Eukaryota; Viridiplantae; Streptophyta; Magnoliopsida; Rosales; Rosaceae
Product: alpha-soluble NSF attachment protein 2
Exons: 9
Coding region: 71-940 (289 amino acids)
Biological process (GO): intracellular protein transport; SNARE complex disassembly
Cellular component (GO): vacuolar membrane; SNARE complex
Molecular function (GO): soluble NSF attachment protein activity; syntaxin binding
Source: RefSeq, a predicted model, not a curated record